AUGACCGAGAUGAGGAAAGAGUUCACAACACAUUCCGCUGCGGAAGAUUGGAAAGUUGGGCUUUUGGCCAAGAUUCUAGAACGAGCGGCAGUUGUAGCUGUGGCGGUAACCGUGCUUUCCCCACCACCACCUCCUUCCUCAGUACUAGUAGAGGUUUCGCUGGAAGUUGACGAUGAAGAGGUCUCGGAGGAGGAAGAUGAUGAUGAUUCCGAGGAAGAUGAAGAUGAUUCUGAGGACGAGGAAGAUGAGGCUGAUGACGAAGAAGUUCCCGUGGAAGAGGGAGACUCUGUCAUAGUGGAACCUCCUCCUACACCACCUACGCCGGCGACACCUAUAGGUCCUGAUGCGGUAGAACUAAUGGCAGCUUGCGACGAGGCAGAUUCGUAA
This is a messenger RNA of Psilocybe cubensis, 387 nucleotides long. RefSeq lists its product as uncharacterized. NCBI's taxonomy places the organism in Eukaryota, Fungi, Basidiomycota, Agaricomycetes, Agaricales, Agrocybaceae. The transcript has a single exon. The record is from RefSeq and is a predicted model, not a curated record. Bases 1 to 387 code for a protein of 128 amino acids.